Molecule: messenger RNA, 636 nt
Organism: Ambispora gerdemannii
Lineage: Eukaryota; Fungi; Glomeromycota; Glomeromycetes; Archaeosporales; Ambisporaceae
Source: the annotation of a GenBank genome assembly
AUGAUAGAACGCCUUCAGAUACCACUAAUAGAUGCGGACAAAAUAGCUCGAGAAGUAGUCGAGCCCGGGAAACCCGCUUACAAGCAAAUAAUAAAGCACUUUUCGCGUGAUAUAUUACUAGAGGAUAACACAAUCGACCGAGUGAAACUGGGAAACAUUAUAUUUGCAAACGAAUCGAAACGGAAAGUUCUGAAUAGAUGCACGCAUCCGUAUAUUCAUCUGACAAUAGUUAAAUCGUUGAUGUGGUAUUGGUUGAUUGGGGAACGAAUGACGGUGUUGGACGUGCCGUUGUUGAUUGAAGGUGGAUUUCAUAAAUAUUUGAGUGCUGUUAUUGUUGUAUAUUGUGACCCUCGUCAUCCACGUAGUUCCGAACAGUUACAACUAACACGUCUUAUAAAGCGAGAUAAUCUAUCAGAGCAUGCGGCACGACAAAGAAUGGCCGUCCAAAUACCACUAAGCGAAAAAGUGAACUACGCCGACUAUGUCAUUGAUAAUUCAGGCGAACUGCAAGAAACGGAGCGACAGGUGAUUCGAGUGAUGAAAAAAGUUCGGCCAAAGUUAUGGAAUUGGUUGGCUGCUUGGGUGGGACCGCCGGUCGCAUUUGGAGUUAUUGCCAUGGCGCUUUUUCCAAAGUGA